AAGCGGAGAACUCGCACCAGCCACCUCCAUUAUUUCCUGUUGUGUCAAACUUCGGCAAACAAUCUGCUCCACAAUGAUGUAAACGUCAGUUUAUUGGGUGGAAAAAUAUCUCAAGUUUAUCCGUGAUCUUGCAGGGGUGGCCAUACAAGCUGUCAAGGAAUACAUUGCCGUUCUGAUUGAAGCUGUCGUCUUGCCGAGUUAGGAAUCUACCAAAAACUUGUUUAUGUGGGACUUCAUGUGCACUAAUUCACGUAGUUGCCGAAUUUCGGUAGAACCAUAUUCCGGUCGUUCAAGAAAUUAAUAUCCCAAUGCGAUGCCAAUGUUACUACCCCUCUUCGGAUCAUGUUCGGACCCAGAGUCGUUCCAUUGCUGUCAAUCUAUUGGGCGGCUUAGAGAUAUAGUUUGCAAAACCACCCUCGGUACAAACAACCCCAGGAUGUCAGUGGGUCGCUUCGGACGAGAUGCAUGUAUAUAUAAAGCUUGAUCCUAAAUAUCGUUUCCUGGAGCAAGCAAUACGAUCUCCUACUUACCUGCUGCACCAUGUUGUUGCAAUCACUAUUUGCGUGGGCGCUGGCUAUUGGGCCAUGCAUCGCUCAAAAUAGUACAAAUAGCACAUGGCCAAUACACAACAAUGGUCUGACUACGCAAGUUGAGUGGGACCACUAUAGUCUGAUAGUCAAUGGGCAACGUUUCUUUUUGUGGUCCGGCGAGUUUCACUACUGGCGAAUUCCAGUACCUGAACUUUGGGUUGAUGUCCUUCAAAAAGUUAAGGCUGCUGGUAAGUUGGGUUUUCUGUUGGCUGUAAAUACUGUAGCUAACUAUUUCGCCAGGUUUUAACACGUUUGCCAUCUAUACACAUUGGUACUUUCACAAUCCAAACCCUGACACACUAGACUUCGAAAAUGCGGCACACAAUUUCACGAAGAUUUUUGAUAUCGCCAAGGAAUUGGGGAUGUUCGUGGUGUUCCGUCCGGGGCCCUAUGUUAAUGCCGAGUCCAAUGCCGGAGCGUUCCCAUUAUGGUUGACCACUGGAGCUUAUGGAGCUCUACGAAAUAAUGAUGAAAGAUACACUAAAGCUUGGACACCUUUCUGGGAAAAGGUUGCCUCCAUUGUCGCCCCGUAUCAAUACACUAAUGGAGGCAAUGUUCUCACGUAUCAAAUUGAGAACGAGCUGGGCUCACAAUGGCGUGGCACUCCAUCAAAAAAAGUACCCAAUUUAUCUUCCGUGCAGUACAUGGAAGCAUUGGAAGCCUCAGCACGAGCCCACGGUAUCACGAUACCAUUCCAGGCCAACGAUCCCAAUCUUAAUUCGGAUUCGUGGUCGAAAGACUUCUAUGAUGGUUAUGGAUCCGUGGACAUCUAUGGCAUGGAUUCUUAUCCAGCGUGCUGGACCUGUAAUUUGACCGAGUGCGAUUCCACGAAUGGGGCAUACAAAGCCUUCAACGUCAUCGAUUACUAUGACCAUUUCGAAGCAAUUUCACCCACCCAACCCUCAUUCCUUCCGGAGUUUCAGGGUGGUAGUUUCAAUCCUUGGGGUGGUCCUGAAGGAGGAUGUCCAGAAAACUCCCCUCCCGACUUCGCGAAUCUUUUCUAUCGUAACAACGUAGGUCAGAGAGUGACAGCUAUGAGUCUCUACAUGAUCUACGGGGGAACAAACUGGGGUUGGUUAGCUGCUCCUGUCGUGGCAACCAGUUACGAUUAUUCAAGUCCAAUAUCUGAAAACAGAAUGAUCAAUGACAAAUAUGCGGAGACCAAACUAUUUGGUCACUUCCUUCGUGUGGCAAAAGAUUUGACAAAGACCGACCGAAUCGGAACAGGCAAAACCGCAUCGACCAAUCCAAAUGUUGUAUAUUCCGAGAUCCGCAAUCCAGAUACUAAUGCUGCAUUCCACGUUACGAUCCACAAAGAAUCUACAGUUGGAACCAGAGAAGAAUUCUACAUCAACGCUAACACUUCCAAAGGCGCAUUCAAAAUUCCUCAGAAGGCUGCGCCAAUCGUUCUGAAUGGCUUCCAAUCUAAGAUUAUUGUCACUGAUUUCAAGUUCGGUUCCCAUUCCCUUUUGUACUCAACAGCUGAAGUCUUAUCUCAUUCCAUUGUGGAUGAUCAAGAUAUUCUAGCUCUCUGGAUGCCAACUGGCGAAGCCGGCGAGUUUGUUGUCACUGGCGCGAAGUUCGGAAGCGUUUCUAGUUGCGGAGGCUGCUCCUCCGUCGGGUUCUAUCCACAGGGUGAUGACCUCCUCGUGACCAUUUCACAAUCUAAAGGUAUCAGUAUUUUGACAUUCGAUGAUGGUCUUCGUGUCCUGGUCAUGGAUAGGUCGUACGCAUAUGAAUUCUGGGUUCCAGUUUUAACGGCUGAUCCAUUCAGUCCCGCGAACGAGACUGUCUUCGUCCAAGGCUCAAGUCUAGUCAGAAGCGCUGCCUACUCCUCAGAUGGUACGACUUUAGUUCUUACUGGAGACAACAAUGGAACUUCAACACAAAUUCAGGUCUUCCCACCUAAGUCUGUCAGCAAAGUCACUUGGAACGGCCAAGUCAUCGCUACGGAGAAGACAGAUUAUGAUAGCUUGAUGGGUAGUCUUACUGGCCCUGCACUUGACUCUUUGACUUUACCGACUAUCUCGGGCUGGAAAGCCAAUGACAGCUUACCGGAGCGUUUGCCAACUUAUGAUGAUAGCUGGUGGGUUGCUGCUGAUCACAUGAAUACUUCAAACCCAACCAAACCAGGAACGCUUCCUGUGCUCUACAUUGAUGACUACGGAUAUCACGUUGGCAAUCAUCUCUGGCGUGGAAGAUUCGAGGGUUCAGCAAGCGGAGUAUAUCUCAGUGUCACUGGAGGUCGUGCCUUUGGAUACAGUGCAUGGUUGAAUGGCGAGUUCAUCGGUUCAUAUCUAGGAGCUGCUUACCCUGAUACUGGAAAAUUGACAUUAUCGUUCAGUAACGUAACUGUCAACUCAAACUCCACGAACAUCCUUCUCGUCCUUCAAGACAACUCUGGUCACGACGAAACAAGUGAAGCACUCAAUCCCCGGGGAAUCAACAACGCAACUCUAAUUAGUGCUUCUGCCAAGAAUUUCACAUCCUGGAAAGUAACUGGUACAGCCGGUAAGCCAGAUACAGCGAUUGACCCUGUCCGCGGUAUUCUCUCAGAAGGCGGUCUCUACGCAGAACGUCUCGGAUGGCACCUGCCCGGUUUCGACGACAGUGAAUGGUCCUCCGCAUCCCCAAGCAAUGUAUCCUCUUCAGCCGGCGUAACAUUCUACCGCACGACCGUUCCCCUAGCCAUUCCUACCGGCCUCGACGUGGCAAUCUCCUUUACUCUCAAUGCCUCUCCCUCCAACGCAGCUCUCCGCGUUCUCCUCUUCGUAAACGGAUACCAGUAUGGACGAUUCAGUCCUUGGAUCGGGAAUCAAGUUGAAUUCCCAGUACCACCUGGAAUCUUGAAUUAUGAUGGGGAUAAUGUUAUUGGAUUGAGUGUCUGGAGACAGGAAGAGGGGGAUGAGAGUAUGGGUGUUAAUGUUGGGUGGAAGGUUACCGAGGCUUUUGCAAGUAGUUUUGAGCCGAUCUUCGAUGCGGCUUACUUGCAGCCUGGGUGGACCAACGAGAGAUUACAGUAUGCUUGAGGCGGAUUAAAUAACCGCUUAAUGGCCGUAACGUUGUUUAUGAUUUGAUGUAAGAUGAAGGAAAAGUCUAUUGUAUUAUUUGAAUUAAUGUUAAAUGCAAAAGUUCUUUGCAAACACAUUUUUAUUAGCUGCUGGCGCUGUUUUGACUGUAAUUUUUGGUUCUAUACUGCCUGCUUGUUUUAUGUAGUUCCACUAAGAUAUGAUUUCUACAAACUUAUAUGCUGGAAGUAGCUCUUUGAAAUAACCAUGAGUCAUUUGCUCUACCUUCAUUAUUUUUAUUUUCAACAUUAUUUCCCUUUU
Messenger RNA from Sclerotinia trifoliorum, 3919 nucleotides. NCBI's taxonomy places the organism in Eukaryota, Fungi, Ascomycota, Leotiomycetes, Helotiales, Sclerotiniaceae. The record is from the annotation of a GenBank genome assembly.